GAGACAGACAGACAGACAGACAAACAGACAGGCACGCACAGUAGCUAAUGUCAGUGAACGCUUACUGAAAGCUCUAGCUGACACUGACCAUCCUGCUGUCUCAUCAUGCUUCUAAAAUCAUGCUGCAUUUACAGCACCGGAAUUUUUUCUAUGCUGUUUUUGUUCACUGGCAUUUCUUUGGUCUUGUCUAACGUGUUUCCACAUUUUGUGCAGUCGAUGGUUAAAAAGGAAGUAGUUUUGAAGAAUGACACAGAGGCAUUUGAGGCAUGGGAGAAUCCACCGGCACCUAUCUACAUGCAGUUUUACUUCUUUAAUCUGACCAAUCCCCUGGAGGUACUGGAUGGGGACAGGCCCGCAGUGGUGGAGAUUGGACCAUAUACGUACAGGGAGUACCGGCCGAUGGAGCAGGUAAACUUCCAGGAUAAUGGCACUAAAGUAACAGCUGUCAACACUAAAACCUACAUAUUCCAGCGUAACAUGUCAAGAGGUCCCGAGAGUGACCUAAUCAGGACAGUCAACAUCCCUGCUAUGACGGUGAUGGAGAGAUUCAAGGACGAGUCUAUCGUGGCCAAUCUGAUCGCCUCCUACAUGAAGGCCACUGCGGUAGGCCUGUUCACCACCCGCACAGUUGGAGAGCUGCUGUGGGGAUAUGAAGAUGCCCUGCUCAAGGCCCUCCAAACUUUAAAACCUGAGCUGGAUGAUGUUUUCGGACUCUUCUAUAAGAGCAAUGCAUCCAAUGAUGGUGAAUAUGUAUUUUUCACUGGCCAGCAAAACUACGAGGACUUUGCUAGAGUGGAUACAUGGAACGGCGAAAGCUCGCUGAAUUGGUGGACAUCUGAUGAGUGCAACAUGAUUAAUGGAACCAACGGAGCAUCUUUCCAUCCUAUCAUCAGCAAGAAUGAAGUGCUCUACAUGUUCUCCUCUGACCUGUGCCGGUCUCUGUACGCUUUGUAUGAGGAGGAUGUGACAGUGAAGGGGAUCCCUGGGUAUCGCUUUGUUCCCCCCAGUGAGGUGUUUGCAAAUCUGACCGUGAACCCAGCAAACGCAGGCUUCUGUGUCCCUGCUGGAAAUUGCCUGGGCUCUGGCGUGCUGAAUGUCAGCGCAUGUAAACAAGGAGCUCCCAUCAUAAUGUCUUCACCACACUUCUACCAAGCAGAUGAGAAAUUUGUUGAGGAUAUAUUUGGCAUGAAUCCUGACAAGGAGCAGCAUGAGACUACAAUUGAUAUAAAUCCGCUAACAGGAAUCAUUCUGCAAGCAGCAAAGCGGCUCCAGGUCAACGUGUAUGUAGAGAAAAUUCCCACCUUCAGUCAAACAGGAAACGUGAGGACAGUGGUUUUUCCUGUGGUGUACUUAAAUGAGAGCGUCGUCAUCGACGACACGUCGGUCAUGAAGCUGCAUGUGAUUGCUGUCGAGCAGAAUGUCGUGGAGAACAUUCCGUUCAUGCUGAUUGGUCUCGGCAUCGUCCUGGGAGGAAUCUUCAUGUUCCUGAUGUGUCGACAGAAGGUCCCUGAGAGUACUGCUGCUGAACGACAGCCCCUGCUCUCAACAUAGCACCAAACAGAAUGUGAAAAGAAGACUUAUAAACCAGAAUUUCAAGGGUUCAAUGGAUCUGCAGUUUUUACCAUUAACUCCUGAGUAACAGUUUCACAGUUUCCAUUGUUUACUAAAAUUCCACUUUUUAAGAUGGUUUUUAAUCUCAUGGUUUUAGGAAACAAAGUGAAGUGAAAUCUUUGUGUUAUUUGUUACAGGGUUGGGACUAAUGUCUUCCUCUCAAGUCAGUUGGAAUGAUGCCAAAACCCCCUUUUUUAAAAUUAAAUCUUAAAUUGCAGAGUCAGCUCAGACCUAAUCAAAAGAUGUAUGUGAAUAAGUAGUUCACGGCCAAUAGGUGGGAUUUUGAGUAGUCUGGUGAGCUUGUUGAGGCGGCAGUAAUAAGAAAUGCAAGAGAAAUGUCUUUCCUCUUUCACAAUUUUGUAUUUUCAAGGCAUAAGCAAAGUGAAAAACCAAGUCAACGUAUGCAAAAAUACUGAUAGCAGAAUGUUUGAUUCUUAACAUGAUGAAUAUUAUUUCUUCUCUCAGACAGUGGUUCUCUGUCAUUUUGAAAUGAGAACUAAGGAUUUGAAUGUUUAGAGAACCUUUAAUCUGAUGCUUUUUUGUUUGGACUUAUCGCACAUUCUCUUGAGGUGUCCUGAGCUCUGAAUCGCUCUUGAACUGGAUCAGCUUAAUUUCAAAAUCAUGUACUCUGUUGUAGCUUUCAGUGGAAACACAGUCAUCUACAGUACGUGUAAACAGUAGGAGGCGGAAUAGCAGUCAAACAGUAUUACUUCAACAGUAGCAGUAUAAAGGGAAGGUUGUUUGCCAGGUGUGGAAGUCUUCUUUUAUGAUGCCGUAGUUUCUCUCCCCUAAUUCCAAUAUGUUGGCAUGAAUAUGUGAUGUUUAAUUUCUACUGAUAUUAUGCUAAAAUCAGUGUAUAAACGGCUUCAUGCUGGAGACACUACUGAUAAAUACUUGCCAAAUAUAAUGUUGUUCGUUUUUAACCACUAGGGGUGGUCUGUGAUUUUUAUGGUUAAAUUCUGAACUUCUAAACAGAAUUUUAUCAGAUUGUUACGACUUUGUUUAAAGUUUGCAGGAAAAAAAUGUUGUUUUUGGACUAUAGCUGUUUGGAUCACUCAUUCCUAAAAUAUAAUGGAUUUUCUGUCCAGCACUACACUGAAUGUCAUUAUUUGUCUUUUUAUUACAUGUGUUUCAGAAACAUCACUGACAAGCUGUCUUGUGUUAAUGUUGUUGUGGAGUUGGUUUUAUAUGUAAAAUCAAUAUGUAAUCACUGUUUACAUACUCUUAAUAGGUCACGAAUCUAACAAUUUGCACAUUGUCAAUUCAUCUGCUAAAAUUUUAAUAAAC
This is a messenger RNA of Xiphias gladius (swordfish), 2898 nucleotides long. It is a transcript of the gene scarb2c, whose product is annotated as scavenger receptor class B, member 2c. Bases 106 to 1551 code for a protein of 481 amino acids. Gene Ontology annotation, molecular function: scavenger receptor activity. Gene Ontology annotation, biological process: receptor-mediated endocytosis; protein targeting to lysosome. The transcript has 12 exons. Gene Ontology annotation, cellular component: membrane; cytoplasm; lysosome. The record is from RefSeq and is a predicted model, not a curated record. Lineage: Eukaryota; Metazoa; Chordata; Actinopteri; Istiophoriformes; Xiphiidae.